Messenger RNA from Callithrix jacchus (white-tufted-ear marmoset), 2138 nucleotides. It is a transcript of the gene KCNJ4, whose product is annotated as potassium inwardly rectifying channel subfamily J member 4. Lineage: Eukaryota; Metazoa; Chordata; Mammalia; Primates; Cebidae. The record is from RefSeq and is a predicted model, not a curated record. Gene Ontology annotation, molecular function: inward rectifier potassium channel activity. Gene Ontology annotation, cellular component: plasma membrane. Gene Ontology annotation, biological process: potassium ion import across plasma membrane; regulation of monoatomic ion transmembrane transport.
GUUAUCUUGUUUGUCAGGCAUUAGAUGUUUAGGAAGCAGCUACUCUGCCAGGCUCUGGGAGUCAGGGUGAAGUAGGGAGGCAAAGUUCCUGCCCUGGGUGCUGUUGCAGAUGAGAUUGGUUGGACUGCUAGGUGCUGCCAGGAAGAUCCCAGAGCUGGAUGGGGAGGGAGGGCCGAGGGCCUCUUGGAACGCACAGCCUUUGAAUCUAGACCUGAAUGGUAGGAAGCCCUGAGCGACGGUGUCUUGGAGAAGAGAAUUUCAACCACAAAGAACAGCCAGUGCAAAGGCCCCACGACAGGAGUAAACUUGGCCCUGCGUCUUCCCAGGUGACCACGCCGGCUUCAGGACAUGCACGGACACAGCCGCAACGGCCAGGCCCACGUGCCCCGGCGGAAACGCCGCAACCGCUUCGUCAAGAAGAACGGCCAAUGCAACGUGUACUUUGCCAACUUGAGCAACAAGUCGCAGCGCUACAUGGCGGACAUCUUCACCACCUGCGUGGACACACGCUGGCGCUACAUGCUCAUGAUCUUCUCCGCGGCCUUCCUCGUCUCCUGGCUCUUUUUUGGUCUCCUCUUCUGGUGCAUCGCCUUCUUCCACGGUGACCUGGAGGCCAGUCCAGGGGUGCCCGCGGCGGGGGGCCCGGCGGGUGGCAGCGGGGCGGCCCCAGCAGCCCCCAAGCCCUGCAUCAUGCAUGUGAAUGGCUUCCUGGGUGCCUUCCUGUUCUCCGUGGAGACACAGACGACCAUCGGCUACGGGUUCCGGUGCGUGACGGAGGAGUGUCCGCUGGCGGUUAUCGCCGUGGUGGUCCAGUCCAUCGUGGGCUGCGUCAUCGACUCCUUCAUGAUUGGCACCAUCAUGGCCAAGAUGGCGCGCCCCAAGAAGCGGGCGCAGACGUUGCUGUUCAGCCACCACGCGGUCAUCUCGGUGCGCGACGGCAAGCUCUGCCUCAUGUGGCGCGUGGGCAACCUGCGCAAGAGCCACAUCGUGGAGGCCCAUGUGCGGGCCCAGCUCAUCAAGCCCUACAUGACCCAGGAGGGCGAGUACCUUCCCCUGGACCAGCGGGACCUCAACGUGGGCUAUGACAUUGGCCUGGACCGCAUCUUCCUGGUGUCACCCAUCAUCAUCGUCCACGAGAUCGACGAGGACAGCCCGCUCUACGGCAUGGGCAAGGAGGAGCUGGAGUCCGAGGACUUCGAGAUUGUGGUCAUCCUGGAGGGCAUGGUGGAGGCCACGGCCAUGACCACCCAGGCCCGCAGCUCCUACCUGGCCAGCGAGAUCCUGUGGGGCCACCGCUUUGAGCCCGUGGUCUUCGAGGAGAAGAGCCACUACAAGGUGGACUACUCACGUUUUCACAAGACCUACGAGGUGGCUGGCACGCCCUGCUGCUCGGCCCGGGAGCUGCAGGAGAGUAAGAUCACCGUGCUGCCCGCCCCGCCACCCCCUCCCAGUGCCUUCUGCUACGAGAACGAGCUGGCCCUCAUGAGCCAGGAGGAAGAGGAGAUGGAGGAGGAGGCGGCUGCAGCGGCUGUGGUGGCCGCGGGCCUGGGCCUGGAGGCGGGCUCCAAGGAGGAGGCGGGCAUCAUCCGGAUGCUGGAGUUGGGCAGCCACCUGGACCUGGAGCGCAUGCAGGCCUCCCUCCCACUGGACAACAUCUCCUACCGCAGGGAGUCUGCCAUCUGACCUCCAGGCCCAGCCACGCCACUGCCCGCAAGAGCCUCUGCCGGGGGUGGGAUGCCAGGACACCCCCUCCACACUCAGGACAGAGCUGACCCUGGCUCCCUGGACCUUCUGGAGGAAGAUGGGGUUUCAAAGACUGGGGGACCCCUUCCUCCUGACUCUAGCACCCAGGCCUGGGAAGAGCUCGGCCCCGUCAGCCUGAGUUCCCCCAGUGCCUACUCCUGGUGGCUCUGGGUCCCGGAUCCACCACUCUUCCCCCACUGACUCUUCACGGACGUGCCCUCUUUGCUCUCAGAACCUUGGGGAAGGUGGCUGGACCGCUGGGUGAGGGACAUCUCUGGGUUUCAGGGCGGGCAGGGGGUGAGUUUUGGGAGGGGGGGAGGGGGGUGCGUUUCUUUUGCAUGACUGUGGCCUGUUGCUCAUGACUUUCUUUUGUAAAUAUCUAUAAAUGGAGACAC